AUGGCUAUCCGCUCUUUGACAUGGCAUGCCUCGGCCUGCCUUUUGCUGCCAAUGGCUUUUGCGCAGUCUGUAAAUGUUCCCAACUCUGCUGACUUCCCUCUUCGUAUUUGGCAGACCAGUCCAGCCGUGAAUUGGAACGAUUCGUUUCUGAUCGGAAAUGGGCGCGUCGGCGCCGUUGUGCCUGGUAGUGCACAAGUUGAUACUAUGCACUUUAAUGAAAACUCAUUAUGGUCUGGGGGUCCCCUGCAAAGGGUGAAUCCGUCUGCUGCGUCCCAAAUGUCCAAUAUCCAGUCUUAUAUUCAGCGAGGCAUCACAGAGGAUCCCUCGUCGAUUGAGGAUGCCGCAAAUCUCGUGAGCUUUGCCUAUGCAAGCACACCAGUUUCCACCCAACAUUACGACCCGUUACUGGACUUUACUGUUUCCAUGAGCCACGGAAGCAAUAUUGGUCACUAUGAGCGCUGGUUAGAUCUUGGAGAUAGUACUACCGGCGUAUACUACACUGUCGAUGGUGUUGCCUACGAACGGGAGUUGUUAGCCAGCCAACCUGCUGACUUGAUCGCCAUACGAAUUGCGGCAAACCAGUCCGGUGCUGUAUCCUUCAAUAUUCAUCUUGAUCGACUGGGAUCUUCGCUCAACCGAUGGGAGGAUUACACGGAACCAGUUGGAGGUGACACGACAGUUCUGGGAGGCGGCAGUGGAGGAUUGAACCCUAUCACUUUCGCUGCUGGCGCGCGAGUUGUAGCCUCUGGGGGAACGGUUAAGACUCUGGGCGACUAUGUUAUUUGCACCAAUGCCACCGAGGCAUACAUUUAUUUCCAAGCCUGGACCGACUACAGAAAGAAAGAUCCCAAGGCUGCGGUCUUGAGCGAUCUGGCUGCUGUUUCGCAGCCUUACAGUGUUAUCCGAGCUGCACAUGUCAAGGACUAUCAAUCUUUUGCCAAUCGCACCUCGCUGAAUCUGGGUACAUCUUCGGCCGCCCAAAAGAAGAUGUCGACCGCUGACAGAAUGACGGCCAUGCAAAAUGGGUCGUUUGAUCCUGAAAUGGCAUCGCUGUAUUUUGAGUUUGGAAGGUAUCUUCUCAUCUCAACCUCGCGAGCCACGGAAAAGGCACUGCCGCCAAAUCUCCAGGGAAUCUGGAAUAGUGACUUUGACCCUAUGUGGGGAUGCAAGUACACGACGGACAUCAAUCUUCAGAUGAAUUAUUGGCCAUCACUUGUAACCAAUCUUGCAGACCUGACGGCUCCUCUCUUCAAUAUAAUCAACACCAUGCGGGAAACCGGUGCGGAAACAGCUAGAUUGAUGUAUAACAAGACUGGUAUUGUAGGCCAUCAUAACACAGAUAUGUGGGGCGAUACAGCUCCUCAAGAUAACUACGUGAGCGCGACUUUCUGGCCAAACGGACUGACAUGGACUGCUGCUUGGAUUUACGAGCAGUAUCGGUACACGGGUGAUAAGGCUUUCCUAAAACAGAAUUAUGAGACGCUGACUGACUUGCUGGAAUUCUACUUUGGAUUCCUCACUGAAUACAACGGAUGGAAGGUCACCAAUCCAUCUCUAUCGCCUGAAAACGAGUACUUUCUGCCAAACACAGAGACUUGGGAGGCGUUAAGUCUUGGUCCCACAAUCGACAACUCUUUGAUAUGGGAAUUGUGCGGAAACGUGAUCGAGGCGAGCCAAGAAUUGGGUCUCAAGAACUCCGAGUACUUGAAGCAAGUCCAGGAGCUGCGUGAUCAGCUUCCGCCGCUAAUGAUCAGCUAUUUUGGUGGUAUCCAGGAAUGGAUCGAAGAUUAUAACGAGACUCAACCCGGUAUGCGGCAUUUCUCACCCGUCUAUGCACUGUAUCCGGGUGCCCAGAUAACAUCAGCGAACCUCACCACGUUCGAGGGAGCUAAGGCAACUCUCAUGAGGCGGCUAAACAAUGGUGGUGGUGAUACUGGCUGGAGCCGUGCAUGGUCUAUCUCGCUUGCUGCCCGUUCGUUCCUGCCAGACCAGGUACAUGAUAGCCUUCUCCAGCAACUGACGGUUUAUACCUACCCUACCUCUUUUAUGGAUACCGGUCCACCAGCACCUUUCCAAAUUGAUGGUAACCUUGGGGCUCCAGCAGGAGUGGCAGAGGCAUUAAUACAAAGCCACGAACUGGUUUCAGUCACCACCACAGGUCGAAGCCAGUCAUUUUCCAGUGCAUCAAGUGCGAAAAGCGGUACCCAGCUCACACCUACUUACCUAGGCUAUCCGGGAGACAAGAUUACUCUGCUCCGCCUUCUGCCUGCCCUGCCGUCUGAGUGGGCGGCAAACGGUGGUGGUUUUGCCAAAGGGCUCCUUGCUCGAAGUGGGUUUGAAGUCGACGUAGCCUGGGAUGAUAAAGGAGCUUUGACGAGCGCCAAUAUUACAUCCAUAUUGGGGAAUUCCGUGUGGGUUACUGUGGGCACUGAACCUCUUGGGUCUGAUGGGCCCACGGGCAAUAUCACAGGAAGCAAUAUUCGUGAGGCAAGUGUAGGCUCCGGGCGGUUUUUGCUUCUCAACACGAAGCGGGGCAAGACGUACACUGUAGAAUUGGCAUAG
Molecule: messenger RNA, 2562 nt
Organism: Talaromyces amestolkiae
Lineage: Eukaryota; Fungi; Ascomycota; Eurotiomycetes; Eurotiales; Trichocomaceae
Exons: 6
Coding region: 1-2562 (853 amino acids)
Biological process (GO): carbohydrate metabolic process
Molecular function (GO): alpha-L-fucosidase activity
Source: RefSeq, a predicted model, not a curated record